UCAAUAUAUUUGCACGACUUUCCUUGAGGGUUUUGACCCUCUUGGAAGGAUCAGUUGCCAGACCAGCGCAGCAGGUUCAUCCUUUUGAACCUGUCCCGCAGUCUCUUUACAUCGUAAUAUUGGGACGAAAUGUAAUAAUUCUGAGAUUUGCGUGUGUGUAGAACCACUGGUGGUAUGAAUGUGUUCGAAUUGGCGCUUGAAGCUUGAAGUUGAAUCACGAUGUUCGUUUGUUCAUGAACUUUAACUCUCAUCUUUCAAACAAUACGUCUGCCGAUUUCUUUUACGACCCUCGUACUCACGGAUAUCAAGGCCCGCCGCGAACUGUCCGCCUUCAAAGGGCUUGUGCGAAUGGCGGAGGUGCGAUAUCAAAGAGUUCAGAUGGCACCAGAUGUGUGGUGACCGGCAAAGAAUCUCUCAAAAUCCUCAGGAUAGUGGACCCAUUGCAGACAAAUGAUUUGGAGGAUUCGAUCCAAUACAAAACCUCAGCAGUUGGUAAAGGAGGCUUUCGGAUUGAGGCGUCAAGAAAUCUGUGGGAUGGAAGUGGCUUGAAAAUCGAUAGCAGCAGCACUUGUGUAGCUUGGUGUCGCGAAGAAUACAAGAAUAAGAUUCUCACUAGUGCCCGUAAUGGCGAACUUAUUAUGUGGGACAUCAACAAAUCUGGCUCGAAAUAUGAACGCAAGUCGAAGGAUCAUAUACGGUCCAUACACGCACUGUCAAUCUCUCCCGUAGUCUCGAAUUACUGCAUAACUGGGUCUUCUGAUGGAGAUUUGCGUGUAUGGGAUCUGCGAGAAUUUCAGAAAUCCAUCAUGCGCGUCCGCCAUCCAACAGGCAUCCGUACGAUCGUAUUCUCCCCCGUCGUAUGGUCCCCCCUUCAAGCUGUCGUAGGGCUAGACAACGGAAGCAUCUACAGGUGGGACCUCAAGAUGGGACAGCGGGGCUCGCUGGACCGUAUUAUAGUAGCCCAUUCUGCCUCUGUAACUUCUUUGGAUUGGUGCAGCACCUCCACUGCCACCAGCGCCUCAAGUCCUCCCACUUCUGAAACUACAGGAAAUGGCUAUGGUUGGAUCGUAAGCGGAGGGUUGGAUCGUUGCGUAAACGUCUGGGAUUUAACCUCGGUGACGAAUAGUAAAAGUUCGCAUAUGCCGCACAAGCCAACGUAUACCCUACACCCAUCCUUUCAAGUCCGGCGCGUCCUCUGGCGACCCUCACACGAAUGCGAAAUCGCUGUAAUCUCAAAUGGUGAAUUCAGCUCAGGGAGUAAUCCUGAGAUGGGUUCCAACGCGACUCCUACUGUUUUACCAAACACGCCUGGUGUACCAGUUCGAACGCCUUCAACGCGGAACGUUCAAGGUGGACAGGGAUCUUCACAAAUCGAUGGUGGAGUUGGUGACGUAACAGAAAUUUGGGAUGUAAGGAGAGGUUGGAUAGCGAAAUGGCAUGUCAACGGAAGUGCUGCUGAAGGUGGUUCAACCGACUUUGCUUUUGGCGAUCCAAAUACGUUAUGGACUCAACACGGCUCUGGAAUGUUUUCUCAACUCGAUCUACGGGACGCCACCAAGCCUAUCGAUGCCAUCCCUCAAGUUUCACUUACUUCGAAUGCAUCUGGCUCGUUGACCUUUGUGUCCAGCUCGGCGAGCCGUUGGGAAAUACCAUAUGAUGAUAUUCGGCCUGAGGUACUCAAGCGGGCUAUCAAGUAUGGAAUUAAACAGAAAGGGAUUGGGGAUACUGUGUUCCAGAACACCUCCCAAGUCAUUGGGACGCUGGAUGGUCUGGCAUUUGAUAGUCUUCAGACAUUUGUGCAUUUGGCGAAAACAUAUGUAAUCGAAGGUGAAGACCGGCGGAAGAUUUGCAGCUCCAACGCGCAGAUCGCUUUUGAGGCAGGGCAUUUAGGAGCAGCACAAAUUUGGACAUUAGUGGCAGUGUCGUUGACUAACAUUAUCCCCAAUCCUCCAACCCGACCGCCCUCCAAAAACAAUAUGGUCCACUCCGUUUCUGCACCUGCCAUAGUAUCCCAUGGAGCUGACACUAGCCCAGGAGGCAAAUCCACUCGUGGAUCCGAGAAAGCUUCAUCAAUCUACAGUAAACAACUGUACACUCGCAGUCUUUCUAGAGCUUCAGGACAUACAAGGCGUACAACACCUUCGUCAUCCAAUAAUACUUCACCUCAUUACGGUCUGACUUCGCUUCCUCCUAUGACGCCAAUGUCCGGAAGGCUCCCUGCUUAUCUUGGAAGACGAGAAUCCAUUGAUUCAAGUAUCAAUGGUGUACCAAGUAUGACCUCCAGAAGACCCUCAGUGUAUCGACGCCCUUCGACAUCGUACAGUGCCAGUCCCAGCAGCUCGAGCUUGAAGCAUGUCGGUGAAGGCGCUUUGGAUGAUUCAGACAGCAGCUCGUCAUCUGAGGGCGAGGUUAACGAUAAUCAAUCCAAAGACAGUUUCUUCGACGAAGAAUCAGAUAUGCGAAAGACCCACGUCUCUCCAGCGGUCGCCACCUCGCGAAUUUCUCAUCCCAGUCCACUUUCGCGUGUGGCUGGACAGCAUCAGUGGAAGGGGAACGACGCAGAGGGGGAAGUGCAAGAUGAUGAGAACGACGACGAUGAAGCUUCGGCUUCUCCGAGAUCAACUGACAGCGAGGCGUCGAAUGGUGGUAACACCAGUCUAACUCGAACCGGAAUUUCUUCAAAUCGCAGAUCUCUCAAACGUAGUUCAACUUCGUUGACAAAGAGGAAUACCAAGACAAGAGGUCAAAGUGCGAGCUUCCUCACACCUGUUUCUUCUCACUUGUCUAUGUCGUCUCAACAAAAGCCACUCGUUCGACAGGACUCCAAUAGUAGCAUACGCACAGUUAUUGCUGGCGGGGAAGUUUCGUAUCGUGGUGAUCGGAAUGAAGGAAAUUCCCUCAAAGCUGAAGAGACUAUUAAACAAUUGCGGAAUGUGUCUAUUCAACAGCGUAAAGAUAAAACAUCCUUGCCGGAGAUAAUGGAAGGACAAUUCGACGGAGAAGUUCUGCCUUCGAGACAGGUCGUCUGGACACAAAGGCACGAGGAUAUAGUAGAAAAGGAGGAAGGGAAGAUAAGAAACGUUGUUUGGGCUGCAGUGUACCAGAAGCUCGAAGAAUUCGCUGAUGAUGGAGAUAUUCAGAUGUGUGCUAUGUUAGCUAUCCUUAUUUCUAAAGAGUUACGCCUGGGGAAACGACGACAACUGAUGUUCAUCGACAGUUACAUCGAACGACUUAUUCGAUUACAACUAUUUACUUGUGCAUCCUACAUCAGGAAGCAUGUCCUAGUAGAAGACAUUCAAAAACCCUCCCUGGUCGAAACCGUUAUUUACACCGCCUGUGGGCGUUGUAAGAGGGCUUUUGUCAGUACUUCUCAAUCAUCUGUUACUGGGGAGUAUUCCUAUUGCACUAAUUGCAGGCUUUCAAUCACAUGUGGCAUCUGUCGCCUUCCUGUCCGAGGUCUGAUGUUUCAGUGCUCUGUUUGUGCUCAUGGAGGUCACCAAUCAUGCUACCGAAGAUACUACACAACUCGCCCGAUGGAUGUCCUGUCUCACGUUCCAACUGUCCUUUCCAAAGCGGGACAAACAACCUCAGGUAGUGUGAUAUCCAGAAGUACUGCAAGCACUGCGAGUACCGCUGGCACGGAUGAUGAAGCAACGAGUACGACCAGCACCAGUAAUCGGGACACAUCCAGUGAGACUGGCGUCGAACCUUCGGAGACGACUUCACACGCAAGGUUACUAUUGGGACAUCCUUGCGUCGUCCCGCUUUGUGGUCAUCACUGUUGGAUUGCAAACAUAGAAGACAAUAGAGGAGUUUAA
Messenger RNA from Lentinula edodes (shiitake mushroom), 3818 nucleotides. RefSeq lists its product as uncharacterized. Gene Ontology annotation, molecular function: protein binding. NCBI's taxonomy places the organism in Eukaryota, Fungi, Basidiomycota, Agaricomycetes, Agaricales, Omphalotaceae. The transcript is spliced from 13 exons. The record is from RefSeq and is a predicted model, not a curated record. Gene Ontology annotation, biological process: positive regulation of TOR signaling. Bases 234 to 3818 code for a protein of 1194 amino acids.